This is a messenger RNA of Folsomia candida, 1066 nucleotides long. RefSeq names its product integumentary mucin C.1. Bases 115 to 1017 code for a protein of 300 amino acids. The transcript has 4 exons. Gene Ontology annotation, molecular function: chitin binding. Lineage: Eukaryota; Metazoa; Arthropoda; Collembola; Entomobryomorpha; Isotomidae. The record is from RefSeq and is a predicted model, not a curated record. Gene Ontology annotation, cellular component: extracellular region.
UCACCUAACAAUUACUAAAAACAACUUGACAAUAUAUCUCAGUCGUUGGGUAUCUGGGUUUUACAGCAUCUCACACAUUUUGACAAAGUCAAGAAGGGAUCAUCUCGCAAAAAAAUGCUGCGUGUUGUUAUUUUUUCGUUGUGCCUAAUCCUCGCUCAGUCUGACGACUUGGAGAAUGUAUGUAUGCCAGGAGACGAGUUUUCGCCGCAUACAGAUUGCACAAAGUAUUACAUGUGUAACAAUGGAAUCCCAAUCGAAAUGACUUGUUCGUCUGGCCUCUAUUGGAAUCAAGCAAAAGGAAUAUGCGAUUUUCCAAAUGAAGUGCCAGAGUGCAGUGGUGGAACUAGACCCCCUGUUGGGACCGAUCGGCCCACAACCACGGUACCAACUACCACGGCACCCACCACUACUCCCCCGACGACGACAACUGUGCCUACAACAACACCUCCCCCAACAACCACGACUCCAACAACUCCUCCACCUACGACAACUACGCCAACGACAACUACUCGACCAACUACAACCACCCCCACACCAAUCACACAACCGCCAACGACGACGACACAACCUCCGACUACUACUGAGGAAAUCCCAGAAACAGAACUUACCAACCCUCCCUCCACCCAGCCUCCGUCGACUACGACCACCACAGAAGCGCCAACCACGACACCUGAGCCUCCCACAACGACAACGGAAGACCCAAUUCCAGCAGAUUGUCCCCCAACCGGGAUGAUCCAACUUCCCUACAUAGGAAAUUGUACGCUGUAUCGACUCUGCAUUGACGGUGAGACCAUCAUUUACAGAUGUCCGGAAGGGAAUCUGUAUGACACGGAGCAACUGAGGUGUCGUCCUCGAGGGGAGGCGGUCUGCACGGUGGAAGGAAUUGUCCUUAUCGCAGGUGAUCUUCAAUUUGAAAUCGACCAGGAAGAAAGAGGCAUUGACAUGAUUCCCGAAAAUUGGAUUGCUGAAAAUUUUGAAGAAAUGGCUAGAAAAUUUGCUCCAUUCAGACUAGAUUAAUUUAAUCAUUUGAAAUAACGAAAUAAAAAAUUUAAUUUGCAACAAGUAA